AUGACGGAGAUGGACCUCCUUCACAUUCUGAAUGAUUUAAGCAACAAUGAAUUUAAGGACUUCAAGUGGUCCCUGAAGUAUGAAAAGGUGGGCGACAUCCCACCCAUCCAAGAGAGCCAGCUGUCGAAGGCGGAGAGGCGGGACGUGGUGGAUCUGAUGGUGCAGAAAUAUGAAUUUGCUGGAGCUGUGGAAGUCAUCAAGAAUAUUUUAAAGAAGAUCAGCAGGAACGAUCUGGUGGAGAAGUUGACAAACAUCAGCUCAGGAGCAGAAGGUGGAGAGAGUAGCACUAGUGCCACAGUAGUACAGAAGCCCACUACUUCAGAGCAACCUGCAGGUGGAGAGAGUAGCACUGGUGCCACAGUAGUACAGAAGCCCACUACUUCAGAGCAACCUGCAGCAGAUGGUGAUCUGCAGGAGGUUUUAAACACAUAUAAGAUCAGUCUGAGAUUGAAUUGUCAACAUGUGACUGAAGGAACUGAUGAAUCAGAGAGUGAAACCCUCCUCAACAGCAUCUACACUGAGCUCUACAUCACAGAGGGAAAGAGUGAAGAUGUUAAUACCCAACAUGAGGUGAGGCAACUUGAAACAGCUUCCAAGAUGGAGACCCUCCAUGACACUCCAAUCAAGUGUCACAACAUCUUUAAACCCUUACCUGACCAACAGAAACUCAUCAGAGUCGUUCUGACCACCGGCGUCGCUGGCAUUGGAAAAACCUUCUCAGUGCAGAAGUUCAGUCUGGACUGGGCAGAGGGCUCGAAAAACCAAGAUGUCAGUCUGGUGAUUCUGCUUUCAUUCAGGGAGCUGAACUUGAUCAAAGAUGAGCAGUACAGUCUCCUCAUGCUGAUCCAUGAAUUCCAUCCAAAAUUACAGAGGGUCACUGCAGAGAAGCUCGAUGACUGGAAAGUUUUGUUCAUCUUUGACGGCCUGGAUGAAAGCAGACUUUCACUGGAUUUCAACAACAGGAAGGAGGUCGUGUCUGAUGUCACACAGAAGUCAUCAGUCAACGUGCUGUUGACAAACCUCUUCAAGGGGAAGCUGCUUCCUUUGGCUCUCAUCUGGAUAACUUCCCGACCUGCAGCAGCCAAUCAGAUCCCUCGAACAUGUGUAAACAGGGUAACAGAAGUACGAGGCUUCACUGACGUCCAGAAGGAGAAGUACUUCAGGAGGAGAUUCAGUGAUGAAAAGCUGUCCAGCAGAAUCAUCUCACACAUCAAGACAUCCAGGAGCCUCCUCAUCAUGUGUCACAUCCCAGUCUUCUGCUGGAUCACUGCUACAGUUCUGGAGCAGAUGUGGACUACAGACCAGAGAGGAGAGCUGCCCAAGACCCUGACUGACAUGUACUCACUCUUCCUGGUGCUUCAGACAAAGAGGAAGAAGCACAAGUAUGUUGAGGGACAUGAGAUGAGGCCACAGGAGCUGAUGGAGGCUGACAGGGAAGUUCUUCUGAAGCUGGGGAGGCUGGCGUUUGAACAACUGGAGAAAGGAAACAUCAUGUUCUACCAAGAAGACCUGGAGCAGUGUGGUCUUGAUGUCACAGAGGCCUCGGUGUUAUCAGGAGUUUGUACACAGAUCUUCAAAAGAGAGAAUGUGAUCUUCAAGGAAACAGUCUACUGCUUUGUUCAUCUGAGUGUUCAGGAGUUUCUGGCUGCAGUCUACAUGUACCACUGUUACACCAGCAGGAACACAGAGGUACUGGAGGACUUCCUGAGAAAAGACUACAAAGACAGCAAAUCAAAACCAAAGUCUUUCCUCAAGAAAUUUUCAGCUUUAUUCGGAAACAGUUACUCAUCUCUGGAUGUCUUCCUGAUGGGAGCCAUGGAGAAAUCUCUCCAAAGUGAAAAUGGCCACCUGGACCUGUUUGUUCGUUUCCUUCAUGGCCUCUCUCUGGAGUCCAACCAGAGUCUCUUAAGAGGCCUGCUGGGUCAGACAAAGAACAGACCAGAAAUCAUCCAGAGAGUCAUCAACAACCUGAAGAAGAUGAACAUUAAUGUCUCUCCUGACAGAAGCAUCAACAUCUUCCACUGUCUGAUGGAGAUGAACGACUGCUCAGUACAUCAGGAGAUCCAAGAGUUCCUGAAGUCAGAGAACAGAUCAGAGAAGGAACUCUCUGUGAUCCACUGCUCAGCUCUGGCCUACAUGCUGCAGAUGUCAGAGGAGGUUCUGGAUGAAUUGGACCUCGACAAGUACAAAACAUCAAAGGAGGGAAAACUGAGACUGAUCCCAGCUGUGAGGAACUGCAGAAAGGCUCGACUUUCUGGCUGUGGACUCUCAGAGACUCACGUGGAAGUUGUGGCCUCAGCUCUGAAGUCCAACCCCUCCCAUUUGAGAGAGCUGGACCUGAGCUGGAACAACCUCAACGACGGCUCAAAGAUGAAGCUGUGUGCUGGACUGGAGAGUCCAAACUGUAAACUGGAGACUCUGAGAUUGUGGCGCUGCAGUUUGUCAGAGACCAGCUGUGAUUCUCUGGGCUCAGCUCUGAAGUCCAACCCCUCCCAUCUGAGAGAGCUGAAUCUGGGAGGAAACAACUUGUCUUCAGGAUUGAAGCUGCUGUGUGAUUUUCUGGAGAGUCCACACUGUAGACUGGAGACUCUGGAAUUGUGGGGCUGCAGUUUGUCAGAGACCAGCUGUGAUUCUCUGCUCUCAGCUCUGAAGUCCAACCCCUCCCAUCUGAGAGAGCUGAAUCUGAGUGACAACAACUUGUUUUCAGGAUUGAAGCUGCUGUGUGAUUUUCUGGAGAGUCCACACUGUAGACUGGAGACUCUGGGAUUGAGGCGCUGCAGUUUGUCAAAGAUCAGCUGUGAUUCUCUGCUCUCAGCUCUGAAGUCCAACCCCUCCCAUCUGAGAGAGCUGUAUCUGGGAGGAAACAACCUGAAGAGUUCAGAUGUGGAGCAGCUGUCUGAUCUUCAGGAGAGUCCAGACUGUAGACUGGAGACUCUGAGCUGGUAUUGAUCUCUGUCAGAGUGUGAGUGAACAUCCAG
Thunnus maccoyii (southern bluefin tuna) is the source of this 2978-nucleotide messenger RNA. Its product is annotated as NACHT, LRR and PYD domains-containing protein 12-like. Gene Ontology annotation, molecular function: protein binding. The record is from RefSeq and is a predicted model, not a curated record. The transcript is spliced from 9 exons. The coding region runs from base 1 to 2949 and encodes 982 amino acids. NCBI's taxonomy places the organism in Eukaryota, Metazoa, Chordata, Actinopteri, Scombriformes, Scombridae.